AUGUCAGCGCCCUCAACAAUCCCCGACAUUGCCACCCCUACCACUGCAACCAUCGCCUCUUCUGCUCAAUCUUCCCCAACUAGCGCAGCCUUCAAGGUCGUCUGUGCCUGGCCCAUAUCUUCCAACUACGGCGCCGGGUCGCGUAUCCUAUACUAUGUCCUCGUUGCCGCAUGUGUGACAUUUCGCAAAGCUGAAUGGUUACGGAACACGUGCUUGGCUGCCGUCUUGAUCCUCCCCGCCAUCUCGGCAAUCCAAGGCAUCGUGCUCGCAGCUGCGCACCAGAAUGGAGGAAUUGAUUUGGACAUCUUUGGUGCCUUUCAAGUGUGCGCAAUUGGCAUCUUGGCCGCUCCGCUCACGGUGCGACUGUCGCGCACCUACUUUUACACGCCGGGAAGGAACAUUAUUUUUUUGUGGACCAUUCUAAUCCUCAUGGGCCUAUUGGCCCUGUGCGUUGAGUUCUACCGUGUGACGCCGACCGACUGCAACAUUCCCAUCGACGCAAACUCUCCCCGAGGAACUGCCGCUUUUUUGAAACUGCAGCCCAAUUGCAAUUUGACCUGCUCUGAAACACAAGGCCCAAGGUCGCCGCUGCGAGGCGGAGCUGCAGCCGAUGUCUAUGUUGUUCCUGUGCCACGGAUCCUGACCUUUAAUGCCGGUAUGCUCUUGGCAGCAGGGUUCUGUAUACCAGCCAUCCUGUCCUUGAUCUUCACAUGGGACAAGGUCCUGGAAACCAAUUGGAAGAGACGUCGUCAUGUCGAAGAGCUCAAUGCCCGCAUUGAAGGCGCCAACAUGACAGUCGGAGAGAUGAGAAAUAUCAACGACCUUGUGCGAUCCUUUCUGACCGUCAUUGAGAUCCCGCUCUUUGGUGGCGUUAUACUGACCAUUAUCGGCAUCGGCGAAGCAAACUUCUUCAGCCCUCAGUUGAUGUACAUGACCGAACCCAUGGGGUCUUUUGGGCAGUGGUCACCUAUAGCUGGUACAAUCCUCGGUGCCUUUGGAUCUUUAUAUCUACUAUGGUCAACCAGCGGCAAAGAGACUACCGAACAGAAGCACAUACCACAAUGCGAGCAUUCGUGCUCUUCACGUCACAGUCAUAGCAGCGAACAAUGUCCAACUCCACUGCCACAGAGGAACUCCAAUUCAAAUUCAAACCUCCCAGUCAAUGCUCUGGGUAUACGCUCAGAGUCGCCCAAUGAUAUUUCAUUAAUCCCAACAAUUACGCAUCCAGGGGACGAUGGCGAUCAAAUACGCGGAAUCCUUCCGGAGGACCGUCAGGAUACUCAGCCAGAUGAUCACCCGACAGCCGGUAGACACAAAGUCCGUAGAUGGCUGACCUCUGCCGGUAACUAUCUUGGCGACGCUGCACACGAAAAGCUUGACUUGGAGCAAAACAGCACCAACGAGGCGACACGAUCGUUCCCAGAGGUACCCGGAGAAAUAUGGCGUAACCCAAACCUCGAGACCACUAGUCGCAAUUAUGAUCUGAUGCGGGAAAGAGCCAGCAGCACAUAUGCGGCAAGCAUUCGGUCUACAUCAGAUAUCGGACCCAGCUCACCACCACCCGUACCAGAAACGCCGCGACUGGAUUCUAGUUCCGCCCGAGCACCAAAACGACGAGACACUCUAGAAGUACCAAAGGAAACCCAUAGAAGAAGUGAGAGUCAGAGCUUGGGAAGGUGA
Molecule: messenger RNA, 1680 nt
Organism: Bipolaris zeicola 26-R-13
Lineage: Eukaryota; Fungi; Ascomycota; Dothideomycetes; Pleosporales; Pleosporaceae
Exons: 4
Coding region: 1-1680 (559 amino acids)
Source: RefSeq, a predicted model, not a curated record